Messenger RNA from Budorcas taxicolor (takin), 975 nucleotides. Its product is annotated as UDP-glucuronosyltransferase 1-6-like. The coding region runs from base 1 to 975 and encodes 324 amino acids. The record is from RefSeq and is a predicted model, not a curated record. Lineage: Eukaryota; Metazoa; Chordata; Mammalia; Artiodactyla; Bovidae. The transcript has 2 exons. Gene Ontology annotation, molecular function: UDP-glycosyltransferase activity.
AUGGCUUGCCUUCUUCGCAGAGUUUCCGUGGCAGUUUUCUUCUUAGCACUUUGGGGCUUCGCCCUGGGGGACAGGCUGCUGGUGGUCCCUCAGGAUGGAAGCCACUGGCUCAGCAUGAAGGACAUUGCUGAGCGUCUCAGCGAGAAAGGGCAUGAGAUCGUGGUGGUGGUGCCCGAAGUCAACCUGCUCCUCCAAGAGUCCAAGCACUACACAAGGAGAAUCCACCCAGUGCCCUACGAUCAGGAGGAGCUGGAAGCCCGUUACCGUUCCUUCGGGAAACACCACUUUUCUCCACGCUGGUUGGUGACUGCCCCUGUGGUGGAGUAUAGGAACAACAUGAUUGUCAUCAAUAUGUACUUUCUCAACUGCCAGAGUCUCCUGAGGCACUCGGACACCCUGCGCUUCCUCCGGGAGAGCACGUUCGACGCCCUGUUCACAGAUCCGGCCUUACCUUGCGGGGUGAUCCUGGCCGAGUACCUGAACCUGCCCUCUGUGUAUCUCUUCAGGGGCUUCCCCUGUGCCCUGGAGAACACGUUCACCAGGACUCCAAGCCCCUUGUCCUAUGUCCCCAGGUACUACACUCAGUUUUCAGACCAGAUGACCUUCCUCCAAAGGGUGGCCAACUUCCUGGUGAGUUACCUGGAGAACAUAUUGCUCUACGCGCUGUAUGCCAAGUACGAAGACCUGGCGGGGGAACUCCUUGGGAGACAGGUGCACUUGCCGGCCUUGUAUCGGAAGGCCUCCAUUUGGCUGUUAAGAUACGACUUUGUGUUCGAGUAUCCCAGACCAGUGAUGCCCAACACGGUCUUCAUCGGAGGGUCCAGCUGCAAGAAACAGGGCAUCCUACCUCAGAAUCCUCGAAUGAGCCUGAGAAAUUUCCAGUCCAAAUCCUCUGCUCGUCUAUUGAGGAAACAGGUGAAGCUGGACCAAGAGGACACAGAGCUAAGAGGCUUGUUUGUUGCUAUUGUUGUUUAG